Dichomitus squalens LYAD-421 SS1 is the source of this 2668-nucleotide messenger RNA. Its product is annotated as cytochrome P450. NCBI's taxonomy places the organism in Eukaryota, Fungi, Basidiomycota, Agaricomycetes, Polyporales, Polyporaceae. The record is from RefSeq and is a predicted model, not a curated record. Gene Ontology annotation, molecular function: monooxygenase activity; iron ion binding; heme binding. The transcript has 11 exons. Bases 781 to 2325 code for a protein of 514 amino acids.
UACCGCCUCCUGCAUCCUAUUCCGCCCUCAGUACUCGUCCCAUCAUGCCAGUCGGAGAGGAGAAAACAUAUUACCUGCCGAACUAAUCGCACUAUUUCCUUGUAGCAAUUCAGCGCGUGCUUCGGCGCCUCCAUUAACAGUGCUGAGGCCUCGCCGGUAACUGAUUUCUGAGCUAAUGGAGGACAUAGUACAUCUACAUGUUGGUGAGUCCUGGUCAGUCAUCAUCCUCUGCUGAAUUGGAUGGGCAGAUCUGUCUCUACUUCAGGUCGAUCCGCCGUACCAUUCAGUGCAUUGCGCCUGCUAGCAUUUGCAAUACCCGAGCUUGCUCAUCCGCAGGAGACCGUGUGUCCUGCAGGCGCGUAUGUAGCUUCGGGCAUCGGGCGGAUCGGAACUCGACCCUAGUAGGCGUCUCGCUAUCUAACACCGUUAUGUUUCGGGUGCAGAGGCUUUUUAGGCGGCCACUGGGUAAAUCUGCCGCCGCCAUUGUACUGCCCAUAGUGACAAAUCGCUGGACCUCCAAUCAGGAUACGGGUUCUAACCUUCGGCGGCGGCUCCUGUGCGCCAAGUUCACAGAUUAGUGGCAGCUCAUGUGCAGAUCUUCCUUCAUUCAGAAAGGUUAUGGAGCGAAGGUGUAAUUCGCUAUACACUUCUUCCCGUGCGAAGACACAGGACCGAGCAAUAGCAGCAAUGAUGACCCUACGCGUACUGUUCAUAGCGCUUCUCGCUAUCGUAUAUAUAGGGGUACGGGACACGAACUCUGCUCCCCAACAAGGAUACAGGAUGUCACAAUCGAUUUCUCUCCUCGCCACCCUAGGCAUCGCCGCUGGUAUCUUCAUCCUCGUUCGUUCGCGUCUCUCGAAAUCCAAGCGUGGACCUCCGCCCCCUGGACCGACCCCGGUACCAUUCUUUGGCAACCUGUUCCAUAUUCCUAAAAUGUUGCCCUGGAUUGUAUAUCGUGAUUGGUCUUUGAAAUAUGGGGACGUCAUUGGUUUGCAACUUCCGGGCAACCGAAGUCUUCUCAUCCUCAAUUCAAUCGAUGCGGCAAAGGAGCUGCUCGACAAGCGGGCCGCUAUGUACUCAGAUAGACCGAAGUCCCUAGUGGUCGACCUAAUUGGAUGGAGCUGGAACACGCCGCUUAUUCCGUACGGCGAGGAAUGGAGGCGAACGCGGCGGGCAUCGUGGCAGCAUUUUACACCCAAGGUGAUGAUCAAGCACCAUCCUGUUCUAUUGCAGAAGAGCAGGCGCUUCCUACGCCUGUUGCAUGCAGAGCCAGAUCGCCUUCAAGACCUACUGGAAUUCUCGUUUGCCGCGGUUGUGCUGAAAAUCAUGUACGGCAUCGACAUUGCUCCAGGAGACCGGAACUUCGUUCCGCUGCUUCGGGAAGCCCUCGAGGGCCCUACGCAAGCCCUUCCGCAGGGGAGCUUCUUAGUCGAGCACAUUCCCAUCCUCCGGUACGUUCCUUCCUGGGUGCCGGGAGCUGGAUUUCAGAAGAAGUUCGCGCAUUGGAGGUCUCUUGCUUCAGAGGUGCUCGAGAAGCCGUUCGCCGAGGCCAAGCGCUCGUGGAAUAAGGGAGAAGGGCACUUGUCCGCCUCACACGAGAUGUUGGAGGCUAUAUCGCAAAGACAGCUCAGUUUUGCGGAGGCUGUCGACGAAGAGCGUGUAGCCAAAAUUGGUGCUGCAAACGUGUAUGCAGCUGGCGCAGACACAACGUUUGCAACCACGCUUGCGUUCUUCAUGGCCAUGGCUAUGUUCCCCGAAGUCCAAGUGAAAGCGCAAGCAGAGUUGGAUGCCGUCGUUGGCCCCGAUCGUCUGCCUGAGCAUAGCGACCGCGAAGCGCUUCCCUAUGUCAACGCCGUCGCCAAAGAGGCACUUCGGUGGUUCAACGUCGCUCCACUUGGCGUGGUCCAUCGGUCAACGGAGGAUGACGAGUACAGAGGUUACUUUCUUCCCAAGGGUACACUCGUCGUCCCGAACGUCUGGGCAAUGAUGCACGAUCCGAAGGUCUAUCCGCAGCCAGAGGUUUUCAAGCCCGAACGCUACCUCAAAGACAGUGUUCUCAACCCAGAUGUACCGGAUCCUGCAAGCGUAGUCUUUGGUUUUGGACGCAGGAUAUGCCUGGGCAAGAAUCUAGCAGACGCAUCUCUAUUCAUCAAUGUCGCGUCUAGUCUACACGUAUUCAAAAUAUCGGUACCACUGGACGAAGCUGGUCAGCCCCAUCAGGUGAAAAUUGACAUGUCUUCAGGAUUCCUAUCACAUCCCUCCGGGUUCCAAUGUAUAAUCAAACCACGUUCCCAAGCGGCUGAAGAGUUGAUUCUGGGGUCAUGACGUCUGGGAUGCACGUGUGCCAUGUUUUCGACGAGUGCCACUGAUCACGUUGGUCGUGAGGACGCAAGUCUGACAGUCGUAUCGUAUCGAACAGCCAUUAUAUCGUAACGCCCGAGUGCGGUCAUGCGGGCGAUAACAAUACCGAUGUCGGAUGAAUCAUCGUCUCCACAAGGGGGCAGGCUGCAGUAAGGCCAGCGGUAAUACUGGCGCCCUUUUAACACUAGCCUAUUUUGAGGUCGGCCUUGUCCCAGCUCGACUUCGAUCAACGCCACAGACGCUGCGGAAGCCGCCACCAAGCUGCGCAACAGACGCUGGCGAUGAUGGUUGCAUGAGAAUACAAUUG